Messenger RNA from Salvia hispanica, 2469 nucleotides. It is a transcript of the gene ALB1, whose product is annotated as ALBINA 1. The record is from RefSeq and is a predicted model, not a curated record. NCBI's taxonomy places the organism in Eukaryota, Viridiplantae, Streptophyta, Magnoliopsida, Lamiales, Lamiaceae. Gene Ontology annotation, biological process: chlorophyll biosynthetic process. Gene Ontology annotation, molecular function: ATP binding; ATP hydrolysis activity; magnesium chelatase activity.
UUGGUAUUCUUAGUAGCAGGCAGCAGCUACUUUUCGUAUGAUUUUAGUGUAAUGGCGUUUUCUUCUGCUCCAAUUCCACCAUAUUCGCCAUCAAAUUCUUUGCUAAGUUCCAAAUCAUUCAAUCCGCUGCUUGCAUUGUCCCGCUCUUUGAAGCCUCCAACAUAUUUCGUGCAUUCAAAAUCUAGGCGGGGGAGGCUGAGUGUGGCAGCCACCGUCACUCUAGAUUCCAAAAAUGGCUCUCUCAAAGUUGACGAAACAGCCGAUCAAGCUGCCAAUCCCUAUGGCAGACAGUACUUCCCAUUGGCCGCUGUCGUUGGCCAGGAUGCCAUCAAGACUGCUCUUCUGCUUGGGGCUACAGACCGUGAGGUUGGAGGAAUAGCCAUAUCUGGAAAGCGGGGAACCGCAAAAACUGUAAUGGCACGUGGUUUGCAUGCAAUUCUUCCUCCUAUUGAGGUUGUUGUCGGAUCAUUCGCAAAUGCUGACCCAGCAUGCCCAGAUGAGUGGGAAGAUGGGCUUUCAGAUAAGUUAGAGCGUGAUUCUGCUGGUAAUAUAAAGACCCAAAUUGUCAAGUCACCUUUUGUCCAGAUUCCACUUGGUGUUACAGAGGAUAGACUGUUAGGAUCUGUUGAUGUUGAGGAGUCUGUGAAAUCUGGAACAACAGUUUUCCAGCCGGGGCUUCUUGCAGAGGCUCAUAGGGGAGUAUUGUAUGUUGAUGAGAUAAAUCUUUUGGACGAAGGAAUAAGCAAUUUGCUUCUCAAUGUAUUGACAGAGGGGGUCAAUAUUGUAGAGAGGGAAGGCAUAAGUUUUAGACACCCAUGCAAACCACUUCUCAUUGCUACUUAUAAUCCUGAAGAGGGAGCUGUCAGGGAACAUCUAUUGGAUCGAAUUGCGAUAAAUUUGAGUGCAGAUCUUCCUAUGAGUUUUGACGAUCGUGUUGCUGCUGUUGAAAUCGCCACAGAGUUUCAAGAAAAAAGUGGUGAAGUUAUUAAAAUGGUUGAGGAAGAGAUGGACAUGGCAAAGACACAGAUAAUUUUGGCACGGGAGUACUUGAAGGAUGUGAGCAUAAGCAGAGAUCAAGUAAAAUACCUUGUCAUGGAAGCCCUCCGAGGUGGUUGCCAGGGGCACAGAGCUGAGUUAUAUGCUGCACGAGUCGCCAGGUGUCUAGCUGCUCUAGAGGGCCGAGAGAAAGUCAACGUGGAUGACCUGAAAAAGGCUGUAGAAUUGGUUAUCCUUCCACGUUCAAGCAUUAAUGAGACUCCCCCCGACCCGCAAAACCAGCAACCUCCUCCACCCCCUCCACCACAAAAUCAGGAUGCUGGAGAAGAGCAAAAUGAAGAGGAAGAUAAAGAUGAAAAGGAUGAGAAUGACGAGGAGAAAGAUGAAGAGAACGAGCAGCAACAGGACCAAAUACCUGAAGAGUUCAUCUUUGAUGCUGAAGGAGGUUUAGUGGACGAGAAACUUCUAUUCUUUGCCCAACAGGCACAGAGACGAAAAGGGAAGGCUGGAAGAGCAAAGAACGUUAUCUUUUCUGAGGAUCGAGGUCGUUAUAUUAAGCCUAUGCUUCCGAAGGGUCCUGUAAAGAGGUUGGCUGUUGAUGCAACACUAAGAGCAGCUGCACCUUAUCAAAAGUUGCGGAGAGAGAAGGAUCUCCAGAAGACAAGAAAAGUUUUUGUAGAAAAAACAGACAUGCGUGCUAAAAGAAUGGCUCGAAAAGCAGGAGCCCUGGUCAUAUUUGUUGUUGAUGCAAGUGGAAGUAUGGCACUAAACAGAAUGCAAAAUGCUAAAGGUGCAGCACUUAAACUACUAGCCGAGAGUUAUACGAGCAGAGACCAGGUCUCCAUCAUACCAUUCCGUGGAGAUUCCGCAGAAGUUCUGCUGCCUCCUUCCAGGUCAAUUUCCAUGGCAAGGAAACGUCUAGAGAGACUUCCAUGUGGUGGGGGCUCCCCUCUUGCCCAUGGUCUUACCACGGCUGUUAGAGUUGGGAUGAACGCAGAGAAGAGUGGUGAUGUUGGGCGCAUAAUGAUUGUUGCGAUAACAGAUGGAAGAGCCAACAUAUCACUAAAAAGAUCUACUGAUCUAGAAGCUGCUGCUGAUCUGCCUAAACCCACCGCUCAAGAAUUGAAGGAUGAAAUUCUUGAGGUCGCUGGGAAAAUAUUUAAAGCAGGGAUGUCGCUUCUAGUUAUUGACACAGAGAAUAAGUUUGUUUCGACAGGUUUUGCCAAAGAGAUCGCACGAGUGGCACAAGGAAAAUACUACUACCUCCCUAAUGCUUCAGAUGCUGUAAUCUCAGCAACUACAAAGGAUGCUUUGUCAGCUUUGAAAAACUCAUAAAAUAAAUGAAACAUGCUGAGCAUUUUGUUCAAUUUUGCACUUUCGAUGUUCUUUUUGUGUAAAGAAAUGUAAUUUAUACAAGCAAAAACUUGUAGUAUAUUUUAUUAUGGUGACAGUAGAAUAUAUAUUCUUUGUUUC